Molecule: messenger RNA, 1783 nt
Organism: Mobula hypostoma (lesser devil ray)
Lineage: Eukaryota; Metazoa; Chordata; Chondrichthyes; Myliobatiformes; Myliobatidae
Product: SLAM family member 5-like
Exons: 6
Coding region: 18-1136 (372 amino acids)
Source: RefSeq, a predicted model, not a curated record
UGAAAUACCACUUCAAGAUGCUGCAGUCCUUCAUGCUGAGGGUUCUCUGCCUGCUCUUCACCUCCCGCUUGACCAUCUGUAUGGCUGGGAGUGGGGCUGCUUCUCCCAUCGUGACUGGAACUCUGGGACAGUCGGUCUCCUUAUCUCCUGGGAUCCCAGUCGGGACGGAUGUUGCUGACUUUCAGUGGAAACAGACAAAAUCCCAAAUGGCAGUGGUGCUGUAUUCGAAAGGGAACAUCACUUACCUUGGUUCUGAGGAUUUCAAGUCACGGUUAACUCUUGAUCCUGUGAGCUUCAGUCUGGAAAUCCGUGACCUACGGAGAGAGGAUGCCGGUGAUUAUGAGGUGAUUUCUACAGCAGGUUCAGGAAUUGAGAAACGUGUGACAGUGCGACUGGAGGUGUACGAGCCCAUGUCUGGAACAUACAUCAAAGUUCAGAACAUCACCGGGAACUGUGACCUCACCCUGAACUGCUCCAUGACCUCAGGCAACCCCACCAGCUUCAGUUGGUGGAGGGGAGGAGAAGCUGUGGGAAACGCUAGUACACAUCACCUCUCAGAACACAGACAGAUUGUAUCGGUUCAUCAUACCAGAAAGGUCAAGGACGCUGACUACAGGUGUGAGGUCAGGAACCCCAUCAGUAUUGACAAAGCAAAUAUCUGGCUGAGGGACAUCCGUAAUAUAACCACAAAAGAAUCAUCAGGAUUAACAAUGAAUAAUAUCAUUAUCAUUUCAAGUGUGACCGGUAUAUUUGUCGUGUUCCUUAUUUUUUGCUUCAUCAAAAAAAUAGUAAAACGAGGUCAAAUGCCUGGAAUCUCCGGAGAGCCACCGCCCGUGGAGACUGAGUACGCAGUAGUUCAGCCAGUACAAAAUCGUGUAGCUGGCCGGGGACCUCGACAGGGGAAUGAGAUGGUUCAUAGGCAGGACGAGAGGCUGGAAAUACCGAACACCGUGUAUGCCACAGUGAACGCUCCAAGGAGUCCAGCCGCUGAACCAGACAGGGUUAAACGCGGAGCCCGCAGGAACGUGAGGGACAGCAGCUUCGAUAUGUAUGAAACACAGCACUAUCCGGGGAAUCCACGCUUGGCCACAAUCAGGACUGGAGCAGGAGCCCGUGGAAAAUUCCGACCAAUAUAAUCUUCCUCUCUGAGACAGGAACUGUGUAUGCAACCCAGGCUGUGAAAUUUGUGUGUUUCGGGGGAAGGAAAGAUUCCAUAUUCCUCAGAUUAGCAGCUGUCCUUGUUGGACAAAUAUGCGGAGUAUCUCAAUAAUCCUAGACGAGGGUAAUCUGUGUGGGUGGGGCAGGGAGGGCAUCACACUUAACCUGGACCUGGGCAGCGGGUGGCAGUGAUUGGGGGAGGGCGUUGUUUAGGGAAGUUUGAGCAGACUGUGCGGUUCCACGCCACCCAGUCUCAGGCAGUGGCCAUAUCUGGCCUCUGUGUCCCUCGGUGGAUAGUUUAUAGGGGUCACAAUAAAAUUAGUUUGAAAUUCCAAACAAAUUCUUGACCCCUGUAACUGGAAUCUGUUCAAAUUUUAAUUGGGGCAGUGAAAUGGCAGAAGCUAAACACAUACUUUAAAUCUGGCUUCAGAAAAAAGACACAAAUAAUUUUCCGGAAAUAACAGGGAAGCAAACAGCUAUGGAGAUAAUCUGACUGAAAUCAGUUUACAGAACUGUGCAAAAAUCUGAGGCACGUGUACACAGUAAAGAUGCCGAAGAGUUUUGGACAUAACUGUCGUAAUUUUAUGUAUUGUGCUGUACUGCUGCCCGCAAAAAAUAAUAAACA